AUGCUUCUCGUCUCUCUGUGUAACAGGUCCCUUGCUCUUGGACAGCAGUACUCGUCUCUGGGCUCACAACCCAUCCUGUGCGGCUCCAUCCCCGGCCUGGUGCCCAAGCAAUUGCGCUUUUGUCGCAACUACAUUGAGAUCAUGCCCAGUGUCGCUGAAGGUGUCAAACUGGGGAUCCAGGAGUGCCAGCACCAGUUCAGAGGUCGCAGGUGGAACUGCACAACCAUUAAGGACAACUUGGCCAUCUUCGGCCCAGUUCUAGAUAAAGCCACCAGGGAAUCUGCGUUUGUCCACGCCAUAGCUUCAGCCGGCGUUGCUUUUGCUGUGACGAGGUCUUGUGCCGAGGGUACGUCCACCAUGUGCGGCUGUGACUCUCAUCACAAAGGACCUCCAGGCGAUGGAUGGAAAUGGGGCGGCUGCAGUGAAGAUGCUGAGUUUGGGGUUCUGGUGUCCAGAGAGUUCGCGGAUGCACGGGAGAACCGGCCGGAUGCUCGCUCAGCGAUGAACAGGCACAACAAUGAAGCCGGGCGAUCGACCAUCCUGGACCACAUGCACCUGCGCUGUAAGUGCCACGGUCUGUCCGGGAGCUGUGAGGUGAAGACCUGCUGGUGGGCUCAGCCGGACUUCCGCAGUCUGGGGGACUACCUGAAGGACAAGUACGACAGUGCCUCGGAGAUGAUCGUGGAGAAGCACCGUGAGUCCCGGGGAUGGGUAGAGACGCUGCGGGUCAAAUACCCCUUCUUCAAGCACCCCACAGAGCGAGACCUCGUCUACUACGAGGGCUCCCCCAACUUCUGCGAACCCAACUCAGAGACGGGAUCGUUCGGGACCAGGGACCGGGCCUGUAAUGUGUCCUCACACGGGAUAGAGGGCUGUGACCUGCUGUGCUGCGGCCGCGGACACAACACCAGGACUGAGAAGCGCAAAGAGAAGUGUCACUGCAUCUUCCACUGGUGCUGCUACGUCAGCUGCCAGGAGUGCGUGCGUGUGUAUGACGUGCACACGUGUAAGUGA
Messenger RNA from Knipowitschia caucasica, 1014 nucleotides. NCBI's taxonomy places the organism in Eukaryota, Metazoa, Chordata, Actinopteri, Gobiiformes, Gobiidae. The record is from the annotation of a GenBank genome assembly.